AUGUACCCGAUAUGUUUCUGCAGAAAGAUUCGGCAUCAUCACAAUGAAGAAUGCAGAAGGAGAGAUCAAAGUUUCUUACAUUUGAAGACUUUAAGGAAGUUGCUUGACUAUCUUGUUAGGUAUGAUGCUGUGAGUUUUCUCAAGUUCUUGGAUGCACUCAGGAGGAUUUUAGAAGAGACGCAAGAGGAAAGAGAGAAGCAGACGCUUUCUGAGGGUGACAUGAGUGAAAACAAUGGAAUAGUUCUUGUGGCUUGCAAAGAUGAACGUUCCUGCAUGCAGCUUGAAGAUUGCAUCACAAACAAACAAUCCACAAAAGAUGAGGAUGAUGCGAAAGGUGAGAUGACUCUUGCAAGCAUGGAAGAAGUUGUAAACAGGGAAGAAGAUUCAGAUGAGAUUACUGAUUAUCAGAAGGUUGCACUUGCUUAUGUACCUGAUCGUGCAUCUAAGAUGAUUGCAAGAUUCAAUUUCGAGGGCGCCUUCUUUUUGGCCCCAAAUGCACAACAAGUGUCUUUGGCACCAUGGAUCUGCAACCAUAUCGAUAAACCCCUGGCGGAAAUUUCUCUGACCGUGCUUGUGUUGCUAUCUCUUUUUCACCAACUUGUAGCUCAAAUCCACAUCGACAUAGACAAGGGUCUGGUCAGACUAAUUUAUAUGCGACAUGUUGUGGAGCUAAUCAAAGGAGAGCCGAUGAUGUUCAAGUCCAUUCAAAUGUGUUAG
Microthlaspi erraticum is the source of this 717-nucleotide messenger RNA. Lineage: Eukaryota; Viridiplantae; Streptophyta; Magnoliopsida; Brassicales; Brassicaceae. The record is from the annotation of a GenBank genome assembly.